AUGCUGCCUGGAUUUUCGUUGGUGCAAGAUAACCUCCGAGAUUCAAUGGAGGCACUAGAGUCACUUAGGAAAAACGCAGAUUAUAUAUCCACGAAACUCGAAGCCAAGACUGGCCUGAAGCGGAAGCUAGCCGCUGUGAAGAUAAUCAUUGGAAAGGAAAGCUCAGAUGGACUCGUCACCAGAUUGAAGGAGGCAAUAUCAAUGCUGCACUUAGCCGUACAGGCCUGGGACUUGACUAUCUCGAUAGUGACACCUGAUCUAAUUGCAGCUCAGGUCACCAAAACACUCAACGACCAUUUCGGAAGCUCUAAAUUUGAGAAACAGCCACAGAUCAAGGCCCAAAUGCAAGAUGAAUCUCGCUGCGAUGUCAUAGAGAUUGAUGAAUCUCAACUGUCACGCAUCCCGAAAGACAAUGCAAAGCUCAACAAGAAAUAUACCGCUUCUAGAUUUGGCCGUUUCACCAUGGCCUAUGCCACCACCACUGGUGCGUGGCAGGCCUAUCUUCAACUGCCAAGUUGGCUUUCAUCGUCCGUAUAUGAACUACAAUCGACUCCAACUGGCUAUGGCUGGACGUACAACUAUCGGGUGUACAACAUCGUUUCAUAUGAAUAUGAUGUUAUUCAGAGAAUACAAAAAGGAGAUAGGGCUGGUGUUCUUGAGCUAUUCGGAAACCGGAAAGCAUCUCCGUUCGACAAAGAUGAAUAUGGACACUCGCUUCUGUAUUGGGCUGCGACUAGCAAGAACUUCGACAUGUGCCAGUUGCUACUUAGCUUAGGGCUUCAUGAAGCUUUGCUUGAGAAAGUUGGCGAAACUGCCCAAGCGAGUGCAUUGGCACCGCCAGUGUACGAUCCCGAUCGACACCACUCGGAGAAAAUAUGGCUAAAAAUUGCAGACUUAUUUCAGUCAUAUAUCGACGAGCCAGAGACAAGCAUGGUUCUGCGUAUGUUCGACUAUCACAAUUCCUGCGAUUAUGGAGAUGAGUACGUAAGAAUCUUUCAGCAAAGAUUCUUGCCCAACUUCUAUAAUGGCCCGCUCAUUCAUCGCCUGGAAGCUUUCCGGCUUGGAUCUUUUCACUGUCAAGAUUCAACAACGCCCCCCUACCUCAUCGCACGGGACCUGAAGAUCACCAGCUUCGACGUUAGCGAGUCAAGUCGCACCGGGGUUUCACUCAUGCACUCGGCAGCUGUGGCAUUCGGUAUCCGUUUCGCGGAUGAAGUCCUUCCGUGGAUAAGAGGUUGGGCCAUGUGGACUAUGUCACUCUAUAAUGAGGGAUGGGGCCACUUGGUGCGGGAGGUUGCCUCAGUUGCCAGACAGGAAGAUUUACACACAGUCGAGAUAGUGCAGCCCUGGGACGUGUAUCAGGUUCCAACCUGGAAAGGCACACCGCUGAUCUCAGUUAUUGGCGGAGCCCUUUGCUAUCUGUCACCGGAUGUCAGUUUCUUUCACUGGGACAAUGUUUUCCAGGGACGCAUCCAGAAGUGGGUUUCAAUCUUGCAGGAGAGCGGAGUUGACCUGAUGCUCUAUGGAGAACAAGAGUCCAUCAAUAUUAGCAAACACUUUCGCGCAGCUUUCGAUUCAGACGCAAUCGAGGCAUCGAGGAAUGAAGUACGGAACGUGCUGCCGUCUCGAGCGCGAGACUUACGCUUAUUCGACCAGAGCGUUCAGGUCGCAAGAUGUGGAACAGCAACCAUUGGAUUCCGUACCAGUUCUAAGUUGGNNAAGCCUGCCAAGGGCAUCAGCAACCGAUCCGACUCUUAG
Messenger RNA from Fusarium tjaetaba, 1758 nucleotides. RefSeq lists its product as uncharacterized. The record is from RefSeq and is a predicted model, not a curated record. The transcript has 4 exons. Lineage: Eukaryota; Fungi; Ascomycota; Sordariomycetes; Hypocreales; Nectriaceae. The coding region runs from base 1 to 1758 and encodes 585 amino acids.